Molecule: messenger RNA, 2170 nt
Organism: Lolium rigidum
Lineage: Eukaryota; Viridiplantae; Streptophyta; Magnoliopsida; Poales; Poaceae
Exons: 1
Coding region: 54-2009 (651 amino acids)
Source: RefSeq, a predicted model, not a curated record
UCAACUCACACAGCCAUAGCCCACAGUUCAUCACAUCGACCAGCUACUGCGAGAUGGAGCCCAGCGGCACGAUCGCCUUCGCCACCAUCAGCGUCGCCGGCUUCGGCUUCGACGUCUUCUCCGUCGCCGUCCCGCAAUCCGCAGAAAUAAGCGUAUCCGCCUCGGAGCUGGCGGAGCUCUGCCACACGGACGGCGUGUCCGUCAAUUACAACGCCCAGUUCGCCGACGACGGAGGCGAGGAGGUGGCCUUCGUCUCCGAGCGCGCCGGCUCGGCGGGCCUGUACCUGUCCCGGCCGGGGUCGUGGUCGGAGCGCGCCGUGCCGCUGCCGACCGUGGAGGAGAGCCCGUUCCACGACCGCCCCACGGUGAGGGGCGGGCGGCUGUACUUCGUGUCCGCGCACGAGAAGCCGGCCGUGCCGUUCAGGAGCUGGGCGGCGGUGUACGCCACGGACCUGGCCAGCAAGGAGACGGCGCGCGUCACGCCGCAGGGCGUCGUGGACAUGAGCCCCGCCGUGUCCGCGUCCGGCGAGCUCCUCGCCGUCGCGUCGUACGGGGAGAGGCCAUGGGCGUUCGACUUCCAGGUGCUGGAAACAGAGGUGGCCGUCUUCCGUGCCGCCGACCCUGCCCGCCGCGUCGUCGUCGCUGCGAGGGGCGGGUGGCCGACCUGGCACGGGGAAGGCGCCGUCUUCUUCCACCGCGUCGCGGACGACGGCUGGUGGAGCGUCUUCCGGGUGGACAUCUCGCCGGAGACACUCGAGCCCUCCGGCGCCGAGACGCGCGUGACGCCGCCGGGAGUGCACUGCUUCACCCCCGCCGCAUCGGGCGGCCGCUGGAUCGCGGUGGCGACACGGCGGAAGGAGCGCGCGCACCGCCACAUCGAGCUGUUCGACCUCGAGACGGAGCGGUUCGCCUCGGUUACCUCGCUCCUCAACCCGGAGCUGCACCACUACAACCCCUUCUUCUCGCCGUCGGGCGCGCGCCUCGGGUACCACCGCUUCCGCGGCGCGGGCGCGCCGGGCGAGUCGGCGAUCCCCUACCUGCAGCCGGUGCGCAGCCCGGUGAGCUCCGUGCGCAUGCUCCGCGUGCACGGCUUCUUCCCGUCCUUCUCCCCGGACGCGAAGCACCUCGCGCUCAACGGCGACUUCAACAAGGGCCCCGGCCUCACGAUCCUCCGGACCGACGGCUCCAAGCGCUGGGUGCUCACCGAGAAGCCCAGCCUGUUCUACACCUCCUGGAGCCGCGCCGAGACCGGGGUCGUGUUCACCUCCAUGGGCCCCAUCUUCGAGACGCACAAGGCCACGGUCCGGAUCGCGCGCAUGGAGUUCGACCCGACCGACCUCACGGACGACCGCGACGACGUGCACGCGGCGGUGAACGAGCUCACCCGUCCGGAGGCCGGCAACGACGCGUUCCCGGCGGCGUCGCCGUGCGGGCGGUGGGUCGUGUUCCGGUCCGGCCGCUCCGGCCACAAGAACCUGUACAUCGUCGACGCGGCGCGCGGCGAGGAGACGAUACGGAGGCUCACCGACGGCGAGUGGAUCGACACGAUGCCCAGCUGGUCGCCGGACGGGAGCCUCAUCGCGUUCUCCUCCAACCGGCACGACCCGGCCAAUGCCGCCGUGUUCAGCAUCUACCUGGUGCGGCCGGACGGGACGGGGCUACGGCGCGUGCACGUCGCCGGGCCGCCGGGGAGCCCGGAGGCGGACAAGGAGCGGUUCAACCACGUGUGCUUCAGCCCGGACUGCCAGUGGCUGCUCUUCACGGCCAACCUCGGCGGCGUCAAUGCCGAGCCCAUCUCGGCCCCGAACCAGUUCCAGCCCUACGGCGACCUGUAUGUGUGCCGACUCGACGGGUCAGAGUUGGUCAGGCUUACCUGCAACGCCUACGAGAACGGCACGCCGGCGUGGGGGCCGGCGCUCGGCGUGGAGUCGCCGUCGCUAGGCCCUCCCGCGGCGGACGAUUCGCUCGGCGAGUUCGCCGAGCCGCUGUGGCUUACCUGCGACGUCUGAUCGAGGCAGUGAUGAUGACCGGUGAAUUUCGAUUUCCAAUUGCCUCGGUUGAUAAUAACGGUGAGAAGAACCCUGAUUGUGUCGUGUGGGGAACAGUGAUGGUGUUGGAAACAUUUUGUACUAUUAUUGUUGAAUAAAUUAUUGAAAAGUUACCAAGUGCU